CUAAAACCCCGCUAAAUCCCUAAUUCCUUUCUUUCCCACUCGGCAGCUCGCUUACUCUCCUCUGCCGCCAUCAACACAAGUCACAAACCUAAACAGCGGCCGUUCAUAGCCUCCGCCGCGUCCUUCCUAGCUGCCCUCCUUCUCCGCAAAUCCUGGCGGCGCUUCUCACGUCUUCUUGCUGCCGCUAACCUAGCAAACAAGUUUCCCGUUCCCCAAAGACCGGCGAGCAAGAAAUUAGUCUCCAUGUCAGCUCUUCCGCAGCCGAAGAAGAACUACCGCUGCGUGCCGACGCUGCAGCAGGUCUACACUGGUGGUCCUUUCGUUUUCUCCUCUGAUGGCUCUUUCAUCGCCUGUGCUUGUGGCGAAACCAUCAACAUUGUUGAUUCUGGUGAUUUCUCGAUAAAGGGUACCAUCGAGGGCAACAAUGAGGCUGUUACGGCGCUCACGCUUAGUCCCAAUGAUAAACUGCUAUUCUCUGCCGGCCACAGCAGGCAAAUUAGAGUCUGGAACUUGUCCACUCUGAAAUGUGAGCGCUCUUGGAAGGGCCAUGAUGGUCCGAUUAUGGCCAUGGCGUGCCAUGCCUCCGGAGGGUUGCUUGCAACUGCAGGAGCUGAUAGGAAAGUUCUUGUGUGGGAUGUGGAUGGCCAUUUCUGUACUCAUUUCUUCAAAGGGCAUACAGGGGUUGUCACUUGUAUUAUGUUCCAUCCUGAUCCUAAUCGAUCUCUUCUUCUGUCUGGAAGUGAUGAUGGAGCUGUACGAGUUUGGGAUCUUCUUGGAAAGAAGUGUGUAGCGACACUAGCGAAGCAUUUUUCAACUGUGACAUCUAUGGCAGUCUCUGAAGAUGGUUGGACAUUGCUCACUGCUGGAAGGGAUAAGAGAUUUGUAUCUUUGUUUUAUUUACCAAACAUACUAUUAUUUCAGGUUGUGAAUGUGUGGGACCUGCAUGACUAUGCCUUCAAGACGACUAUACCUGCGUAUGAGGUGUUAGAAGCUAUAUGUAUAAUUCACACUGGGACCCUCUUUAGUUCAUUUCUGGGUGCACUCAGUCCACAUAAUGGAAAAGGCAUUAGUGAUACAUCAGCAAUUCAUUAUGUCACAGUUGGUGAACGUGGCAUUUUACGAAUAUGGAACUCUGAACGUGCAGUGUGUUUGUAUGAGCAGAAGUCCUCAGAUGUCACAGUCACCUCUGAAAUUGAUGAUGAGUCAAAAAGAGGCUUCACUGGUGCUGUAAUUCUUCCCCGUGAUGGAGGAUUGGUUUCUGUGACUGCUGAUCAACAGUUUCUAUUCUACUCUUCGAUUGCUGAUGGACAGUUGGUAUUAACCAAGAGGCUUGUUGGCGACAAUGAGGAAAUACUCGACAUGAAAUUUUUGGGCGAGGAGGAAAACUUUCUUGCUGUUGCUACAAAUCUUGAACAGGUCCGAGUAUAUGACUUGGCAUCUAAGUCAUGCUCCUAUGUUUUGUCAGGUCAUGCAGACAUUAUCUUAUGUCUUGAUACUUGCAUUUUAAGUUGUGGAAGGGUACUUAUUGCAACAGGAAGCAAGGACAAUACGGUUAGGUUGUGGGAUUCAGAAAGUCGGAAAUGUGUUGGUAUUGGCAAGGGUCACAUGGGAGGCAUUGGUGCUGUUGCAUUUUCAAGGAAGGAGAAAAACUUUCUUGUUAGUGGUUCCAGCGACCGUACAAUCAAAGUUUGGAGUUUCGAUGGCAUCUCUUAUGAUGUUGACCAACCAACUGGUUUGAAAGCGAAAGCAGUUGUAGCUGCCCAUGAUAAGGAUAUAAAUUCGCUGGCAGUGGCACCAAAUGAUCAUUUCGUGUGUACCGGUUCGCAGGACCGCACUGCUUGUGUGUGGAGGCUACCAGAUCUGGUGUCAGUGGUCGUACUCAGAGGACACAAGCGAGGAGUUUGGUCAGUCGAGUUUUCUCCCGUUGAUCCAUGUGUCAUAACAGGAUCAGGUGAUGCAACAAUAAAGAUAUGGAGCAUAGCUGAUGGAUCCUGCAUUAGGACAUUUGAAGGUCACACAUCAAGUGUAUUGAGAGCAUCAUUUCUCACUCGCGGCACCCAAUUUGUUUCAUGCGGAGCUGAUGGAUUGGUCAAACUAUGGACAAUUAAAACAAACGAAUGCAUCGCCACAUAUGAUCAACACGAGGACAAGGUUUGGGCCUUGGCUAUUGGGAAAAAGACAGAAAUGUUUGCAACUGGUGGUGGUGAUGCUGUAGUCAAUCUGUGGUAUGAUUCAACUGCUGCUGACAAGGAGGAAGCAUUCCGUGAAGAGGAGGAACGUGUAUUAAAAGGCCAAACAUUGGAGAAUGCUGUACAAGAUGGUGAUUUCUCAAAGGCUAUCCAAAUAGCAUUUGACCUCAAUAGGCCUCGGAAACUCUUUCAGUUAUUUUCUGAAAUCUGCAGGAAGAAAGAUGAUCGCCACCAGAUGGAGAAAGCUCUCUGUGAUCUUGGGCAGGAACAGUUGCGUCUGCUUUUCGAAUAUGCCCGCGAGUGGAACACAAAACCGAAGAUGUGUCAUAUCGCUCAACUGGUGCUGUUUCAAGUAUUCAGCAGCAUUUCUCCAUCAGUGAUCCUCGAGAUAAAGGGUAUCGGCGAGGUGCUUGAGGGACUGAUUCCAUAUACACAGAGACAUUUCAGCAGGAUAGACCGAGUUGUGAGGAGUACGUAUUUGGUCGACUACUCUCUGGCUGGAAUGGGGGUAGUGGAGGCAGAUGUUAAUGAUGCAAAGGAAGAUCGAAAAGGCAGCAGAGAGGAAGAAGAGCAAGAUCAUGCUCAGAAUAAUGGUGAAGCGUUGGAAGAUACAACCCGGACAAAGAAAAGGAAAUCCAGUAAAACUGGGAAGACGAAAAGUAAGAAACUGAAGGGUUAAGCUUAAUGAUCGACUGCCGUUUAUAGAUGUAAUGCGAGGGAAAGAUCACAGGAGAGAGAAAGGUGGUGUUAUGUCAAAUUUUGUUGAAGUGUUGUAUUGUCAGUGGAACUAAAAUCAUAUUCAAGAACUCAAGAUAUAAAUUAUGACGUGGCAAGCCGUGGAGUCUUUUGUUCAUAUCAGCUAAAUAGAGGUUGAAGUUAUGCGAUGUUCAUAUCGACAUAUCAAUGGGGCUGCCCGCGUGCAUUGAUGGCGAACAACAGUGUUCAUGUCAUCAUGUGAACAUGUAAACGGGUGAUGGGUGCAAGUCAGAAUAGGUAUCUUGAUAUUCAUAUAGGUCUUGUGACAAAUUGGGAUAUAUAGUUUCGAUACUUAUAUUUGUUUAAUUCUAGCUUAAAUAUUUUACCUUCGGGCGUGAGUCGAGACAUAUUAUACAAUAUAGGUAUGUAUUUUAAAUAAAGUUCAAGAAAUAUUAAUUUUUUCAUGCA
This is a messenger RNA of Linum tenue, 3353 nucleotides long. NCBI's taxonomy places the organism in Eukaryota, Viridiplantae, Streptophyta, Magnoliopsida, Malpighiales, Linaceae. The record is from the annotation of a GenBank genome assembly.